Messenger RNA from Daldinia caldariorum, 1105 nucleotides. Its product is annotated as 40S ribosomal protein S7. Gene Ontology annotation, molecular function: structural constituent of ribosome. NCBI's taxonomy places the organism in Eukaryota, Fungi, Ascomycota, Sordariomycetes, Xylariales, Hypoxylaceae. Gene Ontology annotation, cellular component: small-subunit processome; 90S preribosome; ribosome. Bases 336 to 944 code for a protein of 202 amino acids. The record is from RefSeq and is a predicted model, not a curated record. The transcript has 3 exons. Gene Ontology annotation, biological process: ribosomal small subunit biogenesis; rRNA processing; translation.
AGAACUCUCGGAGUCAACACGUGCAAGUUUAUGUAAUGGUUUAACUAGUUAUUUCUCUAGCCACAAAUUGAGCCACAUUGGGGGAUACUAAUGUAUCGCUUCUGUUCGCUAAACCCUGAGUGGUCCGAGCGUAGUUACCCACAACCGCCCACAACCGCCCACAACUUUAGCUUGGAUUUCUUGAAUUUUCUGUGAAUUUUUUUGAUUGAGCCCCGAGCCGAAAACUUUCAACCUCGCGACUUCAAUUCCCAUUCCACCAAACCCAACCCGCCAUUUUCCGCUCUCUUUGCGACUUCGUUCCACCUUCUAGCAACGAAGACAAUCAAACCGCAAUCAUGAGUGCCGCUCUCAACAAGAUCGCGCCCAACAGCCCGUCGCGCCAGAACCCGUCGGAGCUCGAGACCAGCAUCGCUGGCGCUCUCUACGACCUCGAGACCAACACCACCGAUCUCAAGUCUGCUCUCCGACCCCUGCAGUUCGUCUCUGCCCGAGAGAUCGAAGUCGGCCACGGCAAGAAGGCUAUCGUCAUCUUUGUCCCCGUCCCAUCCCUACAGGGCUUCCACCGAGUCCAGCAGCGCCUGACUCGUGAGCUCGAGAAGAAGUUCUCCGACCGCCAUGUCCUGAUCCUCGCCGCGCGCCGCAUCCUCCCCCGCCCCAAGCGCUCCGCCCGCUCGCGCAACACCCUCAAGCAGAAGCGACCCCGCUCGCGAACCCUGACUGCCGUUCACGACGCCAUCCUUACUGACCUCGUCUACCCCGUCGAGAUCGUCGGCAAGCGUCUGCGCACCAAGGAAGACCAGAGCAAGCUCCUCAAGGUCAUCCUCGACGAGAAGGAGCGUGGUGGCGUUGACUACAGACUCGACACCUACGCCGAGGUCUACCGCCGCCUGACGGGCCGAACCGUCACCUUCGAGUUCCCCCCGACCGGCGCCCUUGAGUACUAAGGGUUGAAACGGAUCGGAUCGUUAUGUGGGCUGGUAAAUGGGAAAGAGAGAGAGAGAGUUUGGCAUCGUCUUUUCAUGGAAUGAAUAGCAUGGCAAAAUCCGGUGGGCCAAAAAAUUAACUACAUUACUGGCACGGCGUCUAGAUAGCUUGUGGACUUAAU